Messenger RNA from Triplophysa dalaica, 4214 nucleotides. It is a transcript of the gene osbp, whose product is annotated as oxysterol binding protein. NCBI's taxonomy places the organism in Eukaryota, Metazoa, Chordata, Actinopteri, Cypriniformes, Nemacheilidae. Gene Ontology annotation, cellular component: intracellular membrane-bounded organelle; membrane; cytosol. Bases 700 to 3156 code for a protein of 818 amino acids. The transcript is spliced from 20 exons. The record is from RefSeq and is a predicted model, not a curated record. Gene Ontology annotation, molecular function: sterol binding.
AUUACCAAAUGUCGCGCUUUAUUUGGUUAUAUCUUUUCCAUUAUAGAUUGAAGGUUAGCACAGGCUAGCUAGCUUCACUUGAACCCACAUUCCCCAUUGCGCUGACAUUAUUCAAAUACCUUUGUGGAAAUGACGCACAUUUAAAUCGUUUUCAAAUGAUAUAUCAGUUCAGAUGUCGCUAUUUACAGAUAUAUUUGUGCUUUUUACGAUAGGUGUCCACGUCUCGCGAUAGCGCGUCAGUUUUAAUAGCCGUUAGCUGAAUUACCGUCAAAGUCAUUUUGUAUGCACGCGCAUGCUUUUGACACACAUUUAAUUCACCAAAGCUACUUUAAUGUAAAUAAUUAUAAGUGUUCGUGUUGUGUUUGGUGGCGGUGUGUGUGCACUGUGUCAUUGGGAGGUCGUUUUGGGUGUUGUUGUAAGUUAUGCCUCGUACCUAGGCCGCAUUUAUUUAAAGUUUAAACUUCCUCGAACAGUGUUUGUUUUUCAUUCAUUAAUGUCACGAAUGUUAACGAAUAACUGGCGUUCAAAGGGGUUUCGUUUCGUCGUGCCUAUAAAUAUCCUGAAGUAAGGUUAAGUUAUUGAUCACCCAGCGAGUUUGUGUAUGGACACGUAGGCGAAACCAGCGCACUUAUGAACCUCCGCUUCAUAUACGUUAUGACUUCGCCCCCAUAAGACACUGUGAAGCCACGGGCUGUCGUGAUGUCGGAGCCCAAGGCACCCACCCCAGCCCCAGGAGACAUGUACAAAGGCUGGCUCUUCAAAUGGACUAAUUACAUCAAGGGAUACCAAAGGCGAUGGUUUGUCCUGAGCAAUGGUUUGCUGUCUUACUACAGGACCCAGGCGGAGAUGGGUCACACAUGCCGGGGCACCAUCAACCUGGCUACGGCCAACAUUGCGGUGGAGGACUCAUGCAACUUUGUAAUUUCUAAUGGUGGUGCGCAGACGUACCAUCUGAAGGCCAGCUCAGAGGUGGAGCGCCAGCGCUGGAUCACCGCACUAGAACUGGCCAAAGCCAAAGCUGUUCGCAUGCAGGCGGAAUCGGAUGACUCUGAAAACGAGUGCCCGAACACUUCUCCGUCGUCAGGGCAGGGUGGAGGUUCACGCAACUCGGAAGUUCAGUCCACCCUCCGAACUCUGGGCAGCAAGGUGGAGGAUCUCAGCACUUGUAACGACCUCAUCGCCAAACAUGGCUCUGCUCUUCAGCGGUCUUUGUCUGAGCUUGAAGGCAUUCGACUGGGAGGAGAAGCGAGUGAGAAGAUUCGUCAGGUGACGGAGAGAGCAACGCUCUUCCGCAUCACCUCCAAUGCCAUGAUCAAUGCGUGCCGGGACUUCCUAGCAUUGGCUCAGGCUCACAGUAAGCGCUGGCAGAAAGCACUGCAGGCCGAGCGAGAGCAGAGAGUGAGAUUAGAGGAAACGCUGGAGCAGCUCGCCAAACAACACAACCAUCUUGAGAGAGCCUUCAGAGGAGCUACUGUACUGCCUCCUUCCCAGAGCAACCCUGCCAUUGACAGCAAAGGCUCGGUUCCAGGAAAGGGUGACGCAAGCGACGAGGAUGACGAGAAUGAGUUUUUCGACGCAUGCGAGGACGUUCAAGAGUACAUCACUGUACCAGCAGAUCCCAAAUAUCACAGGAGAUCUGGCAGUAACGUCAGCGGACUCAGCAGCGAGCUGGGAAUGGAUGACGGAACCACAUCGCUGGAUGAGCAGUCCCUGGCAUCCAAUCCCGAGUCCCCGCAGUCCCAGGAGCUGGUGCCUUUGAAGAAGAGACGGUCCCGUAUCCCAGAUAAACCAAAUUACUCGCUCAAUCUAUGGAGCAUCAUGAAGAACUGUAUAGGAAAAGAGCUCUCCAAAAUCCCAAUGCCUGUGAACUUCAACGAGCCCCUGUCCAUGUUGCAGCGUCUCUCAGAAGAUCUUGAGUACUACGAACUGCUGGAUCGGGCCGCCAAGUGCCAGAGCUCUCUGGAGCAGAUGUGCUACGUGGCUGCUUUCACCGUUUCCUCUUACUCUACUACAAUUCACCGUACGGGCAAACCCUUCAACCCUCUGCUGGGAGAGACCUUUGAGCUGGACCGCAUUCAGGAGUGCGGCUACAGGUCCCUCUGCGAGCAGGUGAGUCAUCAUCCUCCGGCUGCGGCCCAUCACGCAAUCUCCGAGCGAGGCUGGACCCUGAGCCAGGAGAUUGCCCUGGCCAGCAAGUUCAGGGGCAAAUACCUCUCCAUUAUGCCUCUCGGUUCAAUUCAUUGUAUGUUUGAGAAGAGUAACAAUCACUACACCUGGAAGAAAGUCACAACCACAGUGCACAAUAUCAUUGUUGGAAAACUAUGGAUAGAUCAGUCAGGAGAAAUAGACGUUGUGAACCACAGAACGGGUGACCGGUGUCACCUCAAAUUUGCACCUUAUAGCUACUUUUCCAGAGACGUAGCCAGAAAGGUUACAGGUGUAGUAACAGAUAAGGAUGACAAGGCACACUACGUUCUGUCUGGUACAUGGGAUGAGAAGAUGGAGUGCUCGCGUGUCAUGCAAAGCAGCAGAGGCGGGGAGAACGGGGCAGAGGGGCGACAAAAAACUGUCUAUCAGACGCUUAAACCCAAAGAACUGUGGAGGAAAAAUCCUUUGCCGGAGGGUGCAGAGAACAUGUACUACUUUUCUUCGCUGGCACUGACGCUGAACGAGCUGGAGGAUGGUGUGGCUCCCACGGACAGCAGAAGACGGCCGGACCAGCGCUUGAUGGAACAGGGUCGCUGGGAAGAGGCCAACGCUGAGAAACAGCGGCUAGAGGAGAAACAGCGCACAACUCGCAGAGAGAGGGAGAGAGAGGCCACCCGCACCUCCAAUCCUACAGAAGAGGCUCUCAUUGAGGAUUCAAUAUCUGACUCGCCUGUCAAAACUGAGGAAGUCGAGAUUGCCAGCGAGCCCUCUGAGACUACUUUCAAAACUGACACAGAUGAAACUUCCUCCGAUCUCUCGCUCUCAACUGAAACACUGCACGGGUGUCACCCACCAGAGUACUCAAGCGUUCACCAGGACAGCUACAAGUCAAUGUGGUUCGAGCGGCAGGUCGAUCAGGCGACUGGGGAACCCACACACAUCUACAAAGGGGGAUACUGGGAAACCAAGGAGCAAGGCAACUGGGAAGGCUGCCCGGAAAUCUUCUAAUCUAAAUCACGCACACCUCCCCUUCGCCAGGAGAGUGAACUAAACCACCUCACGGAACCCCCCCAGAUAACAAACACAAGCCCAGAUAAACUUGAACACGCUCUCCGCUUCUCCACCUGUGCUGUAAUUAGUGGACAAUGAGGGACAACAUUUGGGAACAUGAUCCCACUUCUGUUUUUCUUGUGUAUUCACAGAAUAAUUAAGACAAAGGUUUUCUGGUUAUGUUGGUAGGGUUAGAAAAGUGUAUCCUAGCAUCACAUCCCUGUCCCAGACUCCUCCAAAAGCUCUGGGCCUGUUCUCUUACACAUCUAUGGGGGGGAGGAAGUGGGGCAUUUUCAAACUGAAGGGAUUCUGAGGCGAGACCCUGAGUGAGUUCAGAGAAACACCGUAGAGCUCUUAAGUUUCAUUGUGUGUGCUUGCGCGAGAGAGAUCUAACAGUUUUCUUAGAUGUUGUUGUUUGCCUUGGUUUGUGGACUUGUUAGUUUAAAAAUGUUGACAUUUAUUGACCUUGCUGUUUCAAACCUCUGUGUUGGUAUUUCAUCUAUUAAAUAGAUGAAGGGUUUUCACAUCCGGAUCUUAAUGAACAGGAAAUAAAGUAGCCAGAGGAUAACUACUGCUGAUUAUUGGCUUUAUGAAUCUCCAGAAACCAUAUUGCUUUUCUUGAUUUAAGUUUAGACGUUUAAAACGGAGUCACAUUACACACAUCACCACAGGAACAACCUGUGAUGAUGUCAUCAUAAACUGUAUCCUCGCUUUUCAGAAGAGCAUCUAAGAUCUGCCCUGCAGGCCUUUCAACACUGGUAUUAAGAUAAAGAAACUGUGUCCACAAACUGAGGCGAACAAACGUGUGAGUGUUUGUGUUUGUAUGCAAGUGAGGUCAAGAGAGGACUUUAAAAUCUGUGUGUGUGUCUGUGUGUGUGCGUGCGUAUGUUUGAGUUAAUGAGUGAUGUAUUUGGGGUUUAUUGUAUAUUCCAGUGAAACGAAAAGAAAAAUCACAUUUUAUUUUCAAGUGUACUUAAACACGCGCGUGGAAAAAACAAUACAGCAAUGCAAAAUCA